Molecule: messenger RNA, 1082 nt
Organism: Penicillium cinerascens
Lineage: Eukaryota; Fungi; Ascomycota; Eurotiomycetes; Eurotiales; Aspergillaceae
Product: IGBP1/TAP42 family protein
Exons: 3
Coding region: 18-1082 (354 amino acids)
Biological process (GO): regulation of signal transduction; regulation of dephosphorylation
Cellular component (GO): cytosol
Molecular function (GO): protein phosphatase 2A binding
Source: RefSeq, a predicted model, not a curated record
GCACCAACACCGAAAUUAUGGAGGAGACCCAGAGUCUCAGGUCGCUGUUUCAAUCUGCUCGGAAUGACAAGACUGCGCUGGAAUCGAGAGGGGAUACAAACACCGAAGCCUACCGAGUCGCCGUGAAUGCGACGAUCGCCAAAUUCCGCGAGUGCCAGCGCCAGAUCAGCAUCCUGUCGCUGUUCAGCUCAAAUGAAUCGCUGGAUGAUGUUUCAACCGGAGAUAUUCCCUACAUGACUCUGGAGCACCACCUCGCUGAGCUGGUCCAGCGGGGUCCCACCUCCGAUCGAGAAGCUGUUCUUCGACAAGCCCUGGAACAAUAUGAGACAUUCCUCACACGCCUGGAUGAAUACGAGUUGAUGUCGGGGGGAGACAAGAAGCUUCUUGAGCACUAUAUGGCCAACCCGUCCACCUUCACCCUAGCUCCGAUGAACGAUGCCGCCGCUCGACGGGACGUCAAGGUGAAACGCUUCAGGGAAGAAAAAGAACUAAAGCAGAAACUUGAGUAUCUCGCGCGGAACGAGGCACGGCUCCAAAGCGAUGACGAUGACACGCGACGACUAUACCUGGCCGAACUCCAACUCUAUAUUCACCAGACAUUCCAAUCCAUAGACCUCCUGAUGCAGGAACUCUCGAUGCUCUCUGCCAUGAAAAAUGCGCCUCCGCCUCCUCAACCGCAGCCAGAAGACGCUAGACAACGAAGUGGCCUGGGAGGAGCCAAUUAUUCAGAUCGCUUGGAUCCAUCAAUAUCACAGCUACUCGGCAGAGGACGGAAUGGCCCCAUUUUGAAUGGCAAAGGCAAGCCAAUGCAGCCUUUUACUCUCCUCGACCGCCGCACGCAGCUCCAGCAAGGAGUGUUCCGCUCCGGUCAUAACCUGCCGACAAUGACGAUUGAUGAAUAUCUCGAAGAAGAGCAUCGAAGAGGCAAUGUGCUUCAAGGAGGAGAGCAAUCUGGCAUUCAGCCGGAGAUUGAUGAGGAUGAUUUGGACAAGGCGGAUGAGGAAACGAUGAAAGCUCGCGCCUGGGACGAAUAUCUCGAAGCCAAUCCUAAGGGAUCCGGCAACACCCUCAACCGGGGCUAA